Messenger RNA from Salarias fasciatus (jewelled blenny), 3426 nucleotides. RefSeq names its product histone-lysine N-methyltransferase PRDM9-like. The transcript is spliced from 8 exons. Gene Ontology annotation, molecular function: histone methyltransferase activity; protein binding. NCBI's taxonomy places the organism in Eukaryota, Metazoa, Chordata, Actinopteri, Blenniiformes, Blenniidae. The coding region runs from base 295 to 2979 and encodes 894 amino acids. The record is from RefSeq and is a predicted model, not a curated record.
GUUCAGAGUGUGCUCUUCCGACCUGGCUGUCUGUCAGAUUUGUUUGGAUUUUCUAACCUGAACCUCUGAACUAACAGCCGAAUAUUUACUAUCUGGAACAAUCGCUACCAAACCCUGUGAGAAAAGCCAUCGUUUCACCAGCCGGAAGACGAGAAGCAGAUAUGCUGAGCGGGUUUAAUCCGCGGUUGCCUUGUGGAGCUAGCUUAGCGUGCUAACGUUAGCCGAAGAAACCUAAUGUUGUAAGUGGUAAUUUACACCACAAUCUUUUUAGUUUGUCUUUUUUUUUUUGUCGUCAUGUCUGGUGUGGAGUGGGUUGAGGCGACAGAGGAGGUGGUUGUAACGGAGGAUCGUCUUCCUCCUGAAAGAAUCGCCCACACAGUGAUUCACGUUUUGGAGGCAGAAACAACACCAAUCCAGAAGCUGCUGGACUCUGUAGGGCAGGGAGAAGCGCCACAGUUUUGUUGUGAGGAGUGUGUGAGUCUCUUCCAGGACCAGAAUGAUUCUGAAAACAUCAGCGGCCCGUCUUUUGUUCUCGACUUUCCAACCAGCCUGGGCGUCCCACAAAGAGCCCUGCUGACGUUACCCUACGGCCUCAUGAUCGGCAGGUCCAGCAUUCCCGACGCCGGCGUCGGAGUCAUCAAUCACGGACCAGUCGUGUCUCCUGGAAUGCAUUUUGGACCAUUCGAGGGUGAAGUAACAACCAGGGAAAAUGCCAGUGAGUUCUCCUGGGAGAUUUACAAAGACAAAGAUCAAUAUGAAUAUAUAGAUGCAGCCAAAGAGUCACAGUCAAACUGGAUGCGGUACAUCAACUGUGCUCGUAGUAAAGCCGAGAGCAACCUGUUGGCGGUGCAGUACAAAGGCAGCAUCCUGUUCCACUGCUGUCGCAGCAUCAGUCCUGGAGACGAGCUCAUGGUUUGGCCCAGCGGCAAACUGCUGUCGCAGUGCAGCGAGGCGUGGAGUCAGCGGUGGAUCAAUGCAGCAGACAGCGGCAUGUCUGUGGCGCCUGCGAUGUUCCCGUGCGCCGACUGCCAGCUCACCUUCACCACCGAGGCUUUUCUCCAGAAACACACAGAAGCCUCUCACACGCAGCCCGAAGCGGCCGACGGCCAGAACACUCCCGUGGACGUCGCGGACCAGCCCGCGACGUCUCAGCCUCCGGCCGUGGCGUCCGUCGCUUCAGAUGAGUCCAAAACCUGCGGAGACUGCGGGAAGGUCUUCAAGAAGAUCCCUCACCUGAGGAGGCACAGGCUCUGCGUGCAUUCCAACAAGCGUCCCUACUGCUGCCCGCACUGCAGGCGGGGCUUCAGCCAGGCGUCCGGCCUCAUCCGGCACCAGCUGGUUCACCGGAAGCACGUCCUGAUCAAAGAGUAUAUCCCCAGCAAGGCGCCAAGUGAAGCAUCCAGCGUCACAAGAUUUUCUGAACCCUCGAAAGCUAAAGAGCCGGAGAAAGCCGCGAUCGCCGAAGGCUCCCAAGGCGCAGAAGCGGCGCCGACCAACUGCGUAGACUGCGGGAAGACCUUCUCAAACGAAGCCUCCCUCAAAAAGCACAGGAUGUUCGUCCAUGAGAACCUGCGGCCGUACGUCUGCACGGUGUGCCAGAAGUGCUUCGGUCAGUGCCACGAUCUCACCAGGCACCUGUCCAGCCACGAGAAGCAGAAGAAAAAUGCAGAACCUGUAAGCCAGGAGAACAACAACUCAGUCACGUUAGCCUUCACCUGCGCCCAGUGUCCGCAGACGUUUCCCUCCGUGGACGUCCUUCAGCAGCACAUGAAGGUCGAUCACGGACUGGACUCCGCCUUGGCGGAAAAUCAGGAUUCCAACCCGAUAAUCGUGGUGGAAAUCGUCCAGAAUGUUCCCUCCCAGAGGCCCCAGCGGUCCGGGGCCGGAUCCAAACUCUCGGCCAUAACCAAGCUCCUGUCGCCCAAACGAAGGGCGUCCAGUUCCGGUCAGAGCGGGAAGGGCGCCGCCGAACCAGAAGCAGCCGCGGACGCCAACGGCAACUCCGCCAAUUCCAAGUGGUUCUGCUGCACCCGCUGCAAGCAGACGUACAGAAACGCCGCCGACCUUCAGGAACACCGGUGCUCUGCCAAAGUCCACAGGUGCGGGCAGUGCGGCGCCUCCUUCAGCAAGGCGGGCUUCCUGAAGCGACACGAGGUCCUGGUGCACGAGAACGCCAAGUCGCACAGCUGCGAGCACUGCGGGAAGUUCUUCGCCACCUACGGCAACCUGAAGCAGCACCAGAAGCUCAACACCUGCAAGAAGUACCACUGCUCGUCCGACGUGUUCCCCUGCUCCUACUGCCAGUUCUCCUUCACCGCCAAGAGCUACCUGCUGAAGCACGUCAAGCGGCACCACCCGGUGGAGUACCUGACCCUCUGCGACUCCGACCCCGACCCCUUCGGCCCCGAGCCCGUGGAGGAGGUGGUGGAGGAGGAGGUGGAGGUGGAGGAGGAGGAGGAGGGGGAGGGCGCGGAUAAAGAGCACGUCUGCCAGCAGUGCGAGAAGCGCUGCGCCAACGCCAAGGCCUUGAAGUCCCACAAGUGUCCGACGCAGGUCAAGCUGCUGUACCUGUGCACCGACUGCGGGAAGGGCUUCAGCAACCAGUACGGCCUGAAGCAGCACCAGCGCAUCCACACGGGCGAGAAGCCCUACAGCUGCCAGCACUGCGCCAAGAGCUUCUCCUACGUGGGCCAGCUCAACGUGCACCUGCGCACGCACACCGGCGAGAAGCCCUACCUGUGCACGCACUGCGGCGAGAGCUUCCGGCAGUCCGGCGACCUGAAGCGCCACGAGCGGAAGCAUACCGGCGUGCGGCCGUACAGCUGCCAAGAGUGCGGCAAGAGCUUCAGCCGGCCGCAGAGCCUGAAGGCGCACCAGAUGCUGCACCGCGGCCAGCGCAUGUUCAAGUGCACGCAGUGCGGCAAGAGCUUCUCCAGGAACUACCACCUCCGGCGGCACCACCAGAAGAUGCACUCCUAGAGCGCGUCCGGGAGAGAAGGUCUGUGGAAGCAUAUUGCAUUCACAUCGAAAAGAAAAAAACUCUUCCAACAAGAGAUUAUGUAUUAACAAGAACUCUGAACUUCACACUCGGAGUCACGAGGAAUCAGAAACACUCAAACUGAAGCAGAUCAGUUUUUGCUACUGCUUUUUUUUUUUUCCUUUCUUCUAAUUUUCAGUGUAAACACAAAAAUAUCUGCUUAAUUCAAAAAUGCAUAGCUUAUUAUUUCUGUUUUGACAUGUUUUUCUCCACUCAAUGAAUCGUCCUUUUGUAUUUGAAUCGCAUGAAGAAAGAAAAUCUUUCGGUAAGAAGUUAAAACUGUUUUUGUCACAAAACACCAUUAUUUCACAAGUUACCUGCUCUAAUCCGUUAUUUUGAAUAAAUGAGGUCAACCUGAACAGAAUCACCAACUGUCUAAUUUUUUAGCU